AUAUCUGCAUCAGUAGAGAGCGAGAGAGAGAGACUUUGAGUUAUAAAGGAGCGAGCGAGCCGCUUCUGUCAAUGGCAUUAUUCGAAACCAGUUGAAGGAACAGCGGCCGAAAAUGGGUUCUUCUCUGUGCGAUCUCCGAUGGCUUCUUGCUCUACUGGGCGGAUUGUUGUCUCUCCUCCCUCUGGCUCAGGGCGAGGACCAUUACUACACUUUCGUCCUGCGAGAGACCAACUUCACGAGGCUGUGCGCGACGAAGAGCAUGUUGACGGUGAACGAGAGCUUCCCGGGGCCGGUGCUGUACGUCCGUAAAGGAGACACAGCCUACGUCAACGUCAUCAACGAAGGGUACUACGGAGUCACCAUUCACUGGCACGGCAUCAAACAGCCGAGGAACCCGUGGUUCGACGGGCCCGAAUACGUUACGCAGUGCCCGAUUCCUCCGGGGACCAACUUCACUUACCAGGUUCUGUUCACUUCGGAGGAGGGCACCCUUUGGUGGCACGCGCACAGCGACUGGACCCGUGCCACCGUCCACGGCGCGAUCGUCAUAAAGCCCGCCCUCGGCACGACUUAUCCUUUCCCCGAGCCCGACGACGAAAAAGUCCUCGUCUUUGCAUCCUGGUACGAGGAGGACGUGAUGGAGUUAAUGAGAGAGGCCCUGUCCGAAGGUGGAUUGACGACAUUAUCAAGUGCUUACUGCAUCAAUGGCCAGCCUGGUGACUUUUAUAAUUGUUCCAGAGACAGCACGCAUAGAAUAUCCGUUGAUUAUGGCAAGACCUAUCUUCUCCGUCUAGUCAACUCGGUGCAGAACACCGACAUGUACUUCGCGAUCGCGAACCACACCCUGACGGUGGUCGGAUGGGACGGAGCCUACGUCAAGCCCCUGGUCACAAGUUGCCUCAUGAUAACCCCCGGUCAGGCGAUGGACGUUUUGGUCACGGCCGACCAGCCGCUCGGUGAGUACUACAUCCUCCUCUCGCCUUUCUUCGACGGUCAAGCAGACGACUUCGACCACAGCAUUGCCAGCGCGAUCUUCCAGUACAAUGGCAACUACUCUUACACCGGAUUGCCGGCGUAUCCGAGCGAUUUUCCUGGAUGGGAGGAUGUGGAGCCCGCGACUUCCUUCGUCAAACGACUGAAAAGCUUGAACUCGGUGGAGCACCCCAUCGACGUGCCCAGGGACGACGAGAUCACGACCAGGAUGUUCAUCUCCGUCUCAAUCAGCAUGAUGCGAUGUCCGAACGCCUCGUGUGAGGGACCGGAUGGAAAUCGCCUUGCAUCCGCGUUGAACAACAUUUCGUUUGCAAACCCUGACUUGGAUGUGCUCCAAGCAUACUACAGCAAUGUCGCCGGGUAUUACGCGGCAGAUUUCCCUGAUCGGCCGCCUACGUUGUUCAACUUUACGUCCGACGACCUAUUGACGGACAACGUGACUUUAUCGGACCAAGGAACGAGAGUCAAGGUACUGAACUACAACGAGACGGUCGAGAUAAUCUUCCAGGGGACCAACGUGAUGAACUCCGGCGAGACUCACCCGAUGCACCUGCACGGGUUCCGGUUCUACGUGGUCGGACUGGGCAGGGGCAAUUUCGACAAUGAGACCGAUCCAGAAACCUACAACCUGUACGACCCGCCUGAAGCGAACACUGUCCCAGUGCCUAAGGACGGGUGGGCUGUCAUCAGAUUCAGGGCAGACAAUCCCGGCGUAUGGUACAUGCACUGUCAUUUCGAUCGGCACAUGACGUGGGGCAUGGACACGGUAUUCAUAGUCCAGAACGGGACCACGGCUGAGACAAGCAUCCGGAAGCCUCCGUCGUACAUGCCUCCUUGCGAGACGGACUCGUCGCUAUUGAGCGCCCUUCAUUCUUACCUCCGGCAGCAGGCUUAAGAAAUUUUCACUACAUGGUGUAGUUGUCCUGGGAAGCUUUCAUUCCGAAACAGAGAGACCACAUUUUAGUGCAGGGUACCUGUCGAUUCUUUCUCCUUUCUUGAUGUUUUUUGAAGGAAAGAAAAUUAUAGCCCCCACUCAGCUUAUGGUGCUGAA
This is a messenger RNA of Rhodamnia argentea, 2044 nucleotides long. RefSeq names its product putative laccase-9. Lineage: Eukaryota; Viridiplantae; Streptophyta; Magnoliopsida; Myrtales; Myrtaceae. The transcript has 7 exons. Gene Ontology annotation, biological process: lignin catabolic process. Gene Ontology annotation, molecular function: copper ion binding; hydroquinone:oxygen oxidoreductase activity. The coding region runs from base 113 to 1888 and encodes 591 amino acids. The record is from RefSeq and is a predicted model, not a curated record. Gene Ontology annotation, cellular component: apoplast.